This is a messenger RNA of Fraxinus pennsylvanica, 690 nucleotides long. NCBI's taxonomy places the organism in Eukaryota, Viridiplantae, Streptophyta, Magnoliopsida, Lamiales, Oleaceae. The record is from the annotation of a GenBank genome assembly.
AUGGCCCGCGUCCAGUUGUCCCAUAAUCUGUUGCUUUUCUUUGAGUUCAGUCUUUCUAAUUCUUAUAUGUCAUCAGGGUAUGAGGAUGGAAUCGUUCAAGCAUCAUCCUUUCGUACAUAUCACGCACCCCUUAAUAAACAAGCUGAUUUCUUGAACUCAAUGAGGGCAGCACGGGAUUUUAGUUCAAGAAUGUCUGAUUCAUUGAAGAUUGAUGUCUUUCCAUACGCUGUAUUUUACAUAUUCUUUGAACAAUACCUUAAUAUAUGGAAGACAGCACUAAUCGACCUUGCUAUAGCUAUUGGUUGUUACUCUUUCUUAAAAUUGACAGGUGCAGUUUUCGUUGUUUGCUUAGUUAUCACAUCCAGUCUGUGGGCUUCUGCUAUUAUUCUACUUGUGCUGGCAAUGAUCAUUUUGGAUCUAAUGGGUCUAAUGGCAAUCUUGAACAUUCAACUGAAUGCGGUGUCUAUUGUUAACCUUGUAAUGUCGGUGCGUAUUGCCGUUGAGUUCUGUGUCCACAUAACACAUGCUUUUUUGGUGACGAGCGGAGAUAGAAAUCAACGCAUGAAAGAGGCUUUGACGACAAUGGGGGCUUCUGUAUUCAGUGGAAUCACCCUUACGAAGCUAGUCGGAGUGAUUGUUCUUUGCUUUUCAAAGAGUGAAGUUUUUGUGGUAUCUGAUCCUGCAUGCUAA